Messenger RNA from Gadus chalcogrammus (walleye pollock), 1244 nucleotides. RefSeq lists its product as uncharacterized. The transcript has 8 exons. The record is from RefSeq and is a predicted model, not a curated record. Bases 46 to 1191 code for a protein of 381 amino acids. Lineage: Eukaryota; Metazoa; Chordata; Actinopteri; Gadiformes; Gadidae.
AUUAGCCGGCUUAAUCCAAUAAAGGAGACGGCUUCUGAUAUUAAGAUGGUUGGAGACCCCUUAGGCUCUAUAGGACACAUGGUUCUUUCUACUGCGUUGGAACUGGACCUGCCUCUGACACCCCCUACCCAGACUGGUUUAACCCUGCUCUGGCUGUCUGGCACUCAGCUCCCUCUGGAACAACUGUCCCUGCUCCACAGACCAUCUUUAGUCUCACAGAGAGAUCAGCAGGAGAUGGAGCUGUAUGUCUGGAAAGCAGAGAAGCACCUCAACUGUGUACUGGGCUUUCUGUUGACUGAACCACAAACACACAAUCCAGCUGUGGAGUUCUACCCUGUGUCCAAUGCCCUGAAGGAGCUGAAUAAGGAGAUUUUGGUCUGCGUUCAUGCCAGCAGUGAUGCUAUCCUACAGUCACAAAUGCUGUGGGUGAAAGGAGUACCUGGGUUGUGUUUUAGCUGCUGUGAGUUUACAGAGAACCUGACCUCUGGAUCUUCCAGCACCAAGGAGCCUACCAUGGAGGACUUCACAGCACUGUCUCCUGAACACAUUGAAAAUAUUCUGACAGCACAGGAAAAGGAUAGUGUGCACGAAGUGUCAAUCAAAGGGGUGAAAUCCAUCUUGAAGAAAGGAGUUCCAUCAGAUCAACCAGCAAUACCUAUGAACUUUGAUACGUCCACAUGUGCUGUCAGAAAAAAUAAAGUCAAUGUUGUAAGCCAAGUUCAUCAGAGCUUCAUGGUCCUAACUAAUGAAAAACAAAUAGAAACCUCUGCGCUGCUGCCAGCAGUUAGUGUUUCCAAUUCAACGGCCAAAGAGACAUUUUUAGCAUGUGAAACCACAUUCCUGGAUCUGAAGGACACUUCCAGCCAUGUAACCAGACCUGCCAGCCGUAACCAGAGCCAACCCAGUUUCUGCACUUCCUUUGGUGCUGAACGUGCCAAAUCCGCCCAUCUUUUGUUGAGAAAGAAUAAGAGGAGUCUCCUGGCAGAGAAAGAUCCAGACCCUCUGUCCACCUUUAUGAUGCUCCGGUCCCAGCAGACAUCCCCUGACCCUGUAUUACCCCAGCCAUGCCCCGGAUACACAGAAGGACCAAGAGUGCAGCAGCCAACUCCAGCAAAACCUCAGUCACACCAUAUCCUGGGACCCCACGGCUGGCCCAUGAUAAAGAGCUGCUGUUCAACCAGACGGCCCUGAUCCAUGUUCUGGUGACCUUCAAAGACAUGAUGCUUCAGUGUGACCUCAUCACA